AUGAUUCCGGAUGUGGAAUUCACCAUCGUUUCGCGAAGAAACAAACCGAUAGCCAAAGACAGAGCUCUUGAAAGAGCAAAGAGCAGGCUAAGGCAACGCUCUGAGCUUAUUAGAUCCAGCGAAUUGUUUAUGGAUAUUGUCGAGACACUGGAAUCGUGGAAAGCAAGCUCGACUAGCCCCUGGAGCAAAGUGCGCUGUUUAGCUCUAGGGUCUCCUAUUGAAGAAGAGCAAGCUAAUUUUCAGUUAGCACUUCUGUGCGAAAUUGGUAGACAUUUGAAUAUUAACAUGGUGUCCGUGUAUGAUCCCGCUUUCACGACGGAGGACAAGCAUUUUUUGUCGUCAGAAUGUAACUUCCGGAUCGAGCAAUCUUUCGAUCCGCAGGGUCUGGACGAUGUUCUGUUUUUUGUUCCACAUGCGCCGAUUAUCCUGCUGGAAUCGCUUUUAUCCAAGAAACCCAAGUAUAUCUUGACUAAUGAUGUCUCCAUUUACACUAACAAAUUCACACAUAAAGAGUUCUUUGAAAAAUUUCCAAAGGAACAAACACACCACCACUGA
Molecule: messenger RNA, 555 nt
Organism: Ogataea haglerorum
Lineage: Eukaryota; Fungi; Ascomycota; Pichiomycetes; Pichiales; Pichiaceae
Exons: 2
Coding region: 1-555 (184 amino acids)
Biological process (GO): microtubule-based process
Cellular component (GO): nucleus; cytoplasm
Source: RefSeq, a predicted model, not a curated record